Tigriopus californicus is the source of this 9560-nucleotide messenger RNA. RefSeq lists its product as uncharacterized. Bases 462 to 9356 code for a protein of 2964 amino acids. Lineage: Eukaryota; Metazoa; Arthropoda; Copepoda; Harpacticoida; Harpacticidae. The transcript has 23 exons. The record is from RefSeq and is a predicted model, not a curated record.
ACUCCGACGUGUUCGUGUCCUAAUAUGUCUGCUUCAUGUUCCACGGUCGGUGUUCAUGGCUUUGUCGACCCAUCCUUCAGCCUUUCAUUUGCAUUCCCUGAAUUGCAACAGUCGCCGUCCUGACAAUGAACGAGAAGCAUUUCCCAAUUACAAGCCGCCCCGAAAUCUGACGUUACCGACCCGCAACACUUACUUGAGCAUCCUCGUCUCACCCGGAUUCCAACCGUCGAAAUUCGCGAUCCUUGGCUUGCCGAAGCUCCGUGAUUACUUCGGAAGGUUCAAGGGGCUCGGUAGAAUGUAGGAGAGAUACGGAUUGCACAUUUGAGUGAGCUCUAAUUGGCGAGCCGAGAUGUCAGUGACCAUCGAUUGGGAUUAGUCUGUGCAAACAAUGACAUUCGAGUGAGUGGACAUCACCUUAACAUUGAUAUUCCACCGACACCACCGACACCACCAACUCCACCAUGGGUCCCUUUAUGGUCGAGAUCGUGUUUUGCCCCGUGACCCGUAGAGGCCGGAAGAAACGCAAAGGACAGAAUAAAAAUGCCAUCACGGACUCCAGGAAUGAGGGUCCGGCUUUCCGGUUCAUCCCCCAGGAAGACACGCUCAAGGUCACCCUCGACCUCAGUGAGGAUGGCCCCGUGUUCUCGGCCUUGGACGAGAUGAUGAUGAAGAUGCUGGACGAGGACAGCGAAGAUCGGGCCAAGCGUUCCAAAGAGACGGCCGCCGAGGCUAAGACCGCCCUGAAGAACCUCCUCAAAUCCGGCAUCCCCGGGAUCGAGACCAUGUUUGCCGGGCCCUCCGCAGAUGCGUCCGGCCGCAAAAAGACGGCCGGGAAGCUCUCUGGACGGCAGAAAGGCUUCCACAAGAUGACUGAAGGCAGUCGGACCAAGUUCAUGAAGGCCGUGUUUGGCAAAGAGGGGACUUCAAUAGACACAACCACGGCAGCGGCUCUUUUAGCUGCGACCUACUCCGGCGGCGAUCCUCAGAUCGGGGAGAAUAUUGCCCAAUUGUUGGUGCCGGAAAUGGGUGCCAAAGUCGAUCAGAACAUGAUGGCUGCUCUGAUGAGUUCCUCGUCCAUGAUUAAUGCGGGCGCCACCAUUGAAGAGGUGAUGCGAUGCAUGAAAGACGAGUUGAGCAAAAGCGAUCUCACCGAGGACGAGAUUCUUCACAAGACCAAGACCAUCAUGAAAGCCUUUGGCAAAGAGGACAAGUCCAGCUCCAUGCUCGACUUCUCGCUCGUGAGCAAGCAAUCCAACAGCGCUCUCAAACAAGCACAGAUCUCGCCCAAAGAGUUUGCCAAGUUGGUGCUGUGUCAAAGAAUCCUUGCCCAUUGUGGGGUGACCGCAGAAAAUCUGGCCAAGAUGAUGAUGGUUCAAAGCCAGUUGGUUCGAAGAGGAGCCCAAGCCCGCCACGUGGCCGAAGUCCUCGUUUCUGUAGUGGGCGAUGGAAUGAGCAAGGCCAAACAAGUGAGCGACUUCCAAAACCCGUGCCAAGAUGAGAAACUCAAGAAGAACGACGUGUUGAAUUCCGUCCGGAUCACGGAAGCUCUUGACAAUGAGAACGAACCCAGUUGGAAGGAGGUCAAACAGAUGAAGGAUAUCCUGAGUGGCGCUUCCACGAGCUCGGCUGAAUCGAUUGGGUUGAACCUGCAAAGAGCCUUGAAGGCCGCUCAAUUAUCCAAAAUGGACAUCGCCAACACCAUUCAAGCUCAAAAGGCCAUUUCAGCCUUGGAUCCAAACUCAGAAUUGGUGGCCAAGCUCAUGCUCAUCGAAAAGAACAUUGCCCAGAAUGGAGUGCCUCCCGUUGAAAUCGCUCGAGUUCUAGGUGAUGGUGUGAGGAGUCGCGAAGUGUUUGAUUUAUUGGCCGAGACUGCUCUCUCCGCUAUUGACAACGAUUUCAAAGCCAAUGACGUGGAACUCAUGGUCAAAGUCUACGAGCAAUUGGGCUUGAAAGGCAACAUCCCCACCGAGGUGAUCGAGCAUAUCGACCGGAAUCUGAUCCAAGUUCGAUGUUCCUUGGAGGAUGUGGCAGAGAAUCAUGUCUCAUCUGCCUUGUCCAGAGGUGAACGGGAGACCAUGAUUGCCCGUUCCUUGACGGAGGUCUUGAUGAAGACCGGGGCCAGCUUGGAAAUUGUCGUGUCCACCAUGUACACAGUACUCAAGAGGAAGAUGGAAAACAUCGACGAUUUGGAAAUGAUCAAGAUCAUCGGGAGAUCGUUGAUUGACGCCGCGGUUGAAUCUGAUGACUUCCUUCCGGCUUUGAAGAGCCUUCAAGUGGAUAACAUGGAGUUGAUCGAGGAAGAUCUCAUGAAAAGAGGCAUGGAGAUUCUCCUGAAGGAGCUCCAAUUCUUUCCGGAUGAGAUCCGACAGAAAAUUGACGUGGUUUAUCCCCCACCUCCUCCAGUGGAGAAGGUCCAAGCCGAAAAGGAUGAAUUGGACCUACUCACAGCGGACGAAAUAUUCGCCCGAUUUGCUAAAUCCAAAGGGGGCCCAUCAGACUCUCUGGAUUCAUCACGCAGAGGCUCGUUUGCUGGUAAGGGUGCCAAAAACCCAACGAUUUCCGUGGAAGGAGAGGAACCCAUGGAUGAAAAUAUGGCAAAGAUGUUGCUUCAACGGCAAAUGUCCUCGAGCUCUUCGAGAAGAGGAUCGUUCAUGAGCACAGAGACGACCAAGCGAUCUUCAGUAGCUUACGUUGUGGACAAGACGGCCGAUCAGCGUCUUUCCGGAAUGGUUGAAGAUGUUACCGAUGGUGAUGAGGCCAAUGGGGCUCUGAAUCCGGCAUCGCUGAAGCGCCUACAAGCAUUGGACCCAACCAAUCCCGCCAACGCAGACUUAACAGCCACUUGCAACCUUGCUAAGGAAGAGUUAUCCAAAGGUGGUUUUGUUAAUGAGGCAGGGGUACUUUGUACUGAAUCCGGACAACCAAUUCGAGGUCCAUCGGGUAGUCCGGUGACAAUGGAUGUGCUGGCUGCGGCAGCCCAGUCCAAUCCUCUUGUCACGGCCUCUGUCAUCCAGUCCCUGAACAAAUCCAACCCUUCUGCCGCAAGAUCCCUAGCACAGGUCAUUGACGCGAAUGAAGAGUCGGAUGAAGAAGCAACCGAUUUCCUCUCGGGGAUGGCCGAGGAUACGGCCUCCGACAUAGAUUACGAGGCCAUGUUGGCCAUGAUGGAUACACUGGACUCAAAACCGAAGAAGAAGAAAAAGAAGGGCAAGUCCGAAGACAAGUUGGCCAUGCUCUCGAAAAUGAUGAAAGGUGGAGCCAGGGGUCUCAAACUUCCCGAACCCAAGACUGAGGAACCCAAGCGUAUGAAACGAGUAGGCAAAGUAGACAAGCACCCGGAGAUCUUGCCAACUGAAGAGAAGAAGAUCGAGGCCACCAAGAAGUGGCAAGCCCCAAAACAGGGAGAGGCUCCUGAUCCUGAAGUGGUGAAGGCACGCAAGGCCCUUGCUAAGGCAGCCAAAGAGACUGGGUCGAGUGCUGAAGAACUAGAGCAAGCAGCCAUUGCUGCAGGGCUGACUCCAGACGAACUGGUGGCUAUGGCCACCAAUGAAGAUUCCGAGAAAAUGGUCAACCUUUUGGAGACCAUUCAGACCAUUCAAGAGGAAGUAGCUGAAGAAGAGGCUGAAGAGGCCAAGAGCUCGUCCGAAGCGAUGAAUUUGAAUAAGCAACACUCAGAGGCUCUUUUGGAAAGAAUGAGAGACCACGAUCAAAACCCAGAAGACUUUUUGGCCAGUCUAGACGAGGACGCGGCGGAAAAUGACCUUCAAUACCAACAAAUGCUUGAAAUGAUGGCGUUAUUGGACGAAGGUGGUGGUGGCAAGAAAAAGAAGAAGGGCAAAUCCAAGCUAGAUAUGCUCUCCAAAAUGAUGCAAGGAGGAGUCCGAGGAGCCAAAGGACCCCCAAGUAGCUCUGGAGAGGGUAAAAGAUUAAAAAGGGUGGGUAAAAUCGACGCAAGGAAAGAGCACAAUGGAGAGGAGGAGCACAUCAUCGAAGCCACAAGGAAAUGGCAGGGUGGACCUGGAUCAACGAAUGACUCCGAGAAGGAAUCCAAAGAGGCGCGAAAGUUCUUGGCACAAGCUGCCGCCAAGACUGGAACAGAUCCCAAGGUCUUGGAGGAAGCCGCCAUGGCUUCUGGUUUGAGCCCGGAACAAAUCCUGGCAUUGGUACAAUCCGAUGCAUCCGGCGAUGAAGCUGGUAACGUUGUCAGACUUCUGGAGUCAUUGGCCAAUUGUGAUGAAGAGAAUGGAGUUGAUCCAAUCCUAUUAAGUGAAGCCAUUUCUGAGGGAAUGAGCCUCGAAGAUCUCGCCCAAUUAGUUGGAGAUAUUGCACACAGUUCCGACCAACAGGGGUCAUCAUCAUCAUCAUGGGAGGGUAUGGGUCCAGGUAAACUUCCAGCCAAGUCAGAAGUAUUCCAGAGUGAGCAAACGUUACGAAAGGGGAAAGGCUUCCAUAGAUCCAAAGAUUUUAGCACUGAGACAGCCUUGAAAGAUCUCCAAAAAGGACACGAUGUGAGUCAGGUGCUAGAGAAGGCCCUUGAAAGUGGAGCAAGUGUUGAAGAGCUGGGAACCAUUCUCACCAAGGCUCAAGGGCAACCUAUUUCUCAAGAACAGUUCAGCAGUCUACAAUCCGUAUGUCAGGCCAUACAAGACGGCCAUUCCAUUGCAGAAUCGAUGUCCCACUUUGGCGCCCAAGGAGUAUCCAAAUCCGUGAUGGAAAACCUGUCAAAGACGGCAAGUCAGCUCAGUCCUAAAGCUUUAACUGAAGCAGCCAUUGCCCAAGGUGCCAAUGCAGAUCAAGUGGCACAAUUGUUGGCUCAAACUAACUGCUCACCACAAGAAGCUCAAGCUCUCCAAGCCAAGGCAAUCUUGGCCGGCCUUGAGUCAUCGAAAUUAACACCACAAGGAAAUAUGUCUCCCCAAAAGCUUCAGAAACUCAGCCAAAGCACUAAAACCCUUCCUCCGGAAGUUGCUGCUCAAGUUGCUCUGAAGGAAGGAGCUUCUCUCGAGCAAGCCCUCCAAUUGGCUCAAGCCCAAGGUGCCUCAGAGGCCGAAUUGACCAAGAUCAAGACACAAAUUGUGAAUCAGGGUCAAGUUUUGGCCGAUAAUUUGGGAUCGGAUGGUGGAAAUGGCCUCACGCAAGAUGAUCUUGACGUUAUAGCAGCAGCCACAAAUUCAAUGCCGCUUGAAAUGGCUAUGGAGGAAGCACUUAGUCAAGGCGCGUCCAUUGAACAAGCUCUUCAACUAGCGCAAGCUAAUGGAGCAUCCAUCAAACAGCUGUCACAAAUUCGUUCCAAAUUGAGUGCACAAACUGGUGUCGCCAAAUCUUCCGCAAUAAUGGAUAGCAUCACGGCUGCCCUUGAAAGUGGCACAGAUCCGGCUCAAAUACUGGAAACAGCUAGGGCCAAUGGCGCUUCAACCAGUGAGCUAUCUCAAAUUCGUGCGGCAACCAUACUUUCUCAAGGGGGUAAUUUGCAGGAUGUCAUUGAAGAGGCCAAGGCCCAAGGAGCAACUGCGGAAGACCUAGCCAAAAUUGUGGCCUCAGUGACCUCUGAGGAUAUUGGAUUUCCUAUUCAAGAUAAAUCUCACCAAGGAAAAGUCAGCGGGGCUUCGGUGACACAGGUGGCGCAAAAUCUGACCAACGCGCAAGGUCCUCAAGGACCAAGUAUUCAGGACAUGAUCCUAACCGCCAAGUCCAACGGAGCCUCUCCUCAGCAGAUCGCUCAAAUGGUGGCACAGUCCAAUGGACCAGAGUACAAAUCGCCUGAGGAUGUGGCACUCUUAGCCAAAGUCAUUGGACUCAAUCCUAAAGAGGCGUCCCUCAUGCAGGCAUCGAUAUCCAUUUCCCAAGGGGGUGACAUUUUAUCUGUGAUACAGAAGGCCAAGGCAAAUGGGGCAAGUGCCGGUGAAAUCGCCCAAUUGGCCUCAAUGGCAGCAGGUCAAGAAGGGGCGGAUGUCAAGGCAAUCCUGCAAGCCGCUGCUGCAGAAGGUGUUCCACCCUCUGGGCUUUCUCAAAUCAAAUCGAUUGCCUCCGUGUCUCAAGGAGCGAACCUAAGAGAUGUUUUGAAAGCUGCCAAAGCUCAAGGUGCGAACCAGGAGUAUAUUGCUCAAAUCACUGCAGCAGCUGCCGCUUCACAAAAUCUCUCAGCAAGUGAAUUGUUAGCCAUGGCCAAAGAAGUUGGAAUGAACGACAGUGAUUUGGAUGUGAUUGUUCAAUCAGUGCCCCCAGAUCUGUUUCAAACACAGAUAUCAAAGGCCGUUUCAGCCUUGGACCAAGGUGCUAAUCCAGACCAGAUUCUGAGCGCUGCUCGCGAUUCUGGAAUGCCAGACUGCGAGAUACUCAAACUGGAAGCCAAACUGGCCAUAACCCAAGGCAAAUCCGUCCUUGAAGUUCUAUCCAAGGCCAAGGCCAAUGGAGCUUCCACCGUGGAACUAAAACAAAUUGAAGCAAUGGUUAAAAGCACGACCGAUCCAAAUCAGAUGAUGGAAGCUGUGACGGCUGGCGUUCUCUCAACAUCAGAGCUGGUGGCUGCUCUGAGGAAAUCAGACCACGCCAACCAAGAAACUCUUUUGAAGACCGCCAUUCAAUUUGGUCUUUCUGACACAGAUCUCUCCCAGUUGGCCACAGCUGCUGGAGUGUCAAGAUCCGAGCUUCAGCAAAUGAAGUCAUUGGUCAACGAGACCACAGGUCUCACACCAAAACAGCUGGCCAUGGUUAGUGCUGACGAAAAGAACUCAACCCCACAACAAAUCGCGGCUGCCGCCAUGAAAAGUGGCGCAAACGUUAACCAGGCCUUGGAACUGGCUAAAGCACAGGGUGCCACCAAGCAGGAGCUUGAGGAAAUCCGAACCCAAAUGUCGUCUCUGGUUGCUCCAUCCAGGGCACCCAUCAACCCGGGACUGUCCAAAGAGACUCUUGCACAAUUGGUCAAGUCCAAUGCGGACACUUCAGAGGAAGAACUUGCCAAACUGGUAAUUGCUUUAGGAGCCACACCCGAUCAGAUUUCCGACCUGAUGGCAUCCCAAGGAGUGUCUCAACAAAUGUUGAACCAAAUCCAAUCCAAUGCUCAAGCAGCCCAAAAAGUCACCACUCAGCUGAACAAGGGCGUUACGGCUGACAAAUUAUCUCGGAUCCAACGGCGUUUGCACGGAUCUUCACCGGCAGAUUUAGUGGAGAUGUCUCUUAUUCAAGGAGCUAGUCCUGCUCAAAUACUGGAGCUCGGAAAGGCCCAAGGCUUCAACGCCAGCCAAUUGAAGGAGCUGCAGAGUGUGAUCCAGAAAACGGUCCAAGAAAUCAUCGACAAUGGAGGCAACAUCACCGUCCUUGGACUAGGUGGACAACAGAGCGCCAACGCAGAGCGUGGCAAUAAAUAUGAAGUCAAAGACUAUGGAUACCUUUUUGACACAUCCCUAAACAUGGGCUCAGACGUGGACCUUGACACGAUUAGAUAUCGGGUGGCUAAGCACGUUGCAGGCACUUCCAACUCAGGCAAAGGUUUUGUUACUUCCACAAACGUUACUGCGUCAAUCCCGAUUCCAAAUCAAGAAGAACCCCAUUUCGGUGGCAUUGGAUCAUACGAGGGAGAAAAAAGACCUCAGCUCAAACCAACCGUUAUAGAACAAGAUGAGAUUCCUAGGCAGAGAAAAACAUAUAAUGAUUCCAAGAGUGACAUCAAAGUGGAACGAGAUCAGAGAGUCGAUCGAUCCAUGGAUGAUGUGGAAUCCAGGAGUGGUACCCGGAUCAGGCAAUCCAACCAAGACUCCAAGACCGAGUCAAAACAAGAGUCCAACGUGACAAAAUCGCCCAAGGUGGACCAGAUCCAAAUCGCCAAAGAGUCCAAUGGUCAAGUCAAGGUUGCGAAGCCCAAGAAGGAAACUUACAAUCCUACACCCCAAAGACGGUCUGAAAAAGAUGCUUCCCCAAUCAAACGAGCUCGAGACCAAUUACAACCAUUCACUUCCAAACGACCUCCAGCGGAGAAGCCUGUUGCCUCUAAGGCUCGCGAGUCCAGGUUCCAGUGCGAAGAAGAGCCAUCGUCGACCAUCCAAAGCCGACGGAAGCUAACAAACUAUGACGAUGGUUUGGCCAGCAUUCGCUACCGAACCACUGAACCUAUUCAGUCUGACGCACCGUCAUAUAAAAGUUCUUAUAUUCCUACGCAAUACUCUGGCCUUGAUAAGAGUCUUGCGGCCAGGAAGCGAUCUCGGUUCCAACCUUUCAAUGACGGAGAAAACAAAGGAAUGUCUGAGGAUGACGUUAACCAAUUGAUGCAAGUCUUCAAGCAAGAGGGCAUCCUUAUCUCCAAGGACGGUGUCACCAAAUUCAGAACGGCGGAUGAUAUGAACGAAACGAUGGACGACACGGCUUUUCAAAAAGCGCUAACUGAAUUCAAUUCAAGAGACCAGUCUGAGAUAUCGGCAGAAAGCCAGAGACUCCUGAGCAAGAUGUUCCAAACCCAGACUGACAACAUUGCCGCAAUACGCGAGCGUCUCAAGGUUGUUCAAGACCAAGGCAUGUCCUCCAUCCAUUCUCGAUCCUACGACCUCUCAUCUGUCGUUGAUUACACUGCCUAUGGCUCCGGGAAGUCCACCUACGUUCCAAUGCAGUCGUCUGCAAGGGACUUCAGUAGUCCAGAACCGCAGGUGGUCCAACGGGGCCCAAGACAACGCCGUAUCGUGCCUCCUACGGACUCAUCAGACUACAGGCCCAAGUCUUGGAGGGACAUGAUUGACUUACCCGAGUAUAGAUCAACCAGAAAUCAGACCCCUUAUGACAUAGGGGUGCCGCGAUUGCCACGGACCCGCACUCCUACGCCUGUCCGCACUCUGAGCAAUGGUGAUCCGUAUAGCUCUAAAACUAAUUAUACCCCCACCUAUGUUCCAAGGAACUACAGAAACAGCUCUCCUGGUGCGGCCGCCCGGUCUGCUGCAACACCUGGUGUGGCGUCAGCUGAUAUGCGCCCUUCAAGAGAUGCAUUGCCAAAAGGCUACAACAAAAGACCCUAUUGGUGUCUUUUUGAAAGCGCUUCUCGCUCCCUGACCAGGUUCUUGAACAUUCCAGAGGAUGACCUCGUACGGUAUCGGAAACUGUUGCCGUACACUGGCACCCUGAGUAACAGCUCAAUUCUUCGAUCAGGGGUGCGGAGGAGAUUCCUCCUGAAAAGAGACCGUGAAGAAGAGCGCCGGGACCGCGAGGAGAGAACCCGAUUGGCCAAGUCCAUGGAGAGAGAUCUGGCCAGGAACUACCAAUCUCCAGUGAUGGUUUGCACUUCAGGCGGAUGUACCCGGGUGUUCCGGGUCAACCGGGAUGAGAGUGGUGAAGAGAGUGGUCGAACCAGUCGAGCUUCCAAUUAUUAUUGAUCUACAGACUAGCACGUUUCUGGAGUGGAAUGUCGUCAGCUGACGCGGAGAUUCGUGGAUAUUUUUUUGAAAAUAUGAAGAGUGGACCAUAUGUAGCCUUGGUUGGUGGGCACAUUCAAGUUUGAAAUCCUGCUCUGUAAGAUAAACAUGAGGAACAUUGUUGUGCAUCAAAAAUAAACAACUAAGGCAUUCAAUGCACACAAA